Malurus melanocephalus (red-backed fairy wren) is the source of this 3675-nucleotide messenger RNA. RefSeq names its product tripartite motif containing 65 (gene TRIM65). Gene Ontology annotation, biological process: positive regulation of autophagy. The transcript is spliced from 6 exons. Gene Ontology annotation, molecular function: zinc ion binding; protein binding. NCBI's taxonomy places the organism in Eukaryota, Metazoa, Chordata, Aves, Passeriformes, Maluridae. The record is from RefSeq and is a predicted model, not a curated record. Bases 1019 to 2581 code for a protein of 520 amino acids.
CCAGCAGACUGCUGCCUGCUUGCCCUCGCCUGUGCAGGUGAAAGGGAAGCUGCUCAUGAGGGGAGGCUGCAGAGCUGCUGAAACAGAGCUUUGUCCUGUCCUGGCAGCGUCAGCAGCCUGGGAAUGUGUGCAAGAGAUAUCACAUGGGCUGGGUACAGAGAUAAGGUUUGGGCUGGGAAGACUGAAACUGAACUGUGUGACAAUGAGGUGAAGGUUUGCACUGCACAGGCACCACGCCGGCCUCCGGGCAGGAGACUCCACCUGCCACCCGAGCAGGGACAGGUGGCCCAGGUGGUGUCUUUAUUGCCAUGUCUUUAUUGAAACAGCCCGUUUCAGGGUGCUGAUGUGCGCAGGUGUYGCAAGGAAGUUCGUAGGAAAAGGUGUGGUGGGUGUGCACGGGGGCUUGUGCAAACAGCAGGAGCUGUGGUUUAAAAGGUGCSAGGGCAGAAUGUGGCCCUGGCUGGUGCUGGCAUGUGUCACAGCAUUGCCACUGCACAGAAAGGUGACAUGUGGCUGCCGCAGCAGUGGGUGCCUCUCUCUUCUGGUCCCCAGGCUCUGUACCGAGGGGACCUGCCAUGCCCUGGCAGAGCUGAGGAUGCCUGGAAGUUCCCUCAAAAGGCAAUAAAGGAGUGAAAAUCCAAUUGCACAUCAAUGCGUGCUUGGCAAAGGUGCUCCUGGAAAUACACUGAGGUGUUCCUGGAAAUACACUGAUCCCUGCCAGYCUCCUGCGUGUCUCCCGUGCUGUCACUGCACCAUUCCGUUCUCUCCGGAGUCUCCCACUGUGCUUCACAGCCCUUCCUCUCCACGGGAGAGCAGCUCCAACCCUCCCCGUUGUCUCGUCUCCCCGGCAUGUGAGGCAGCCAGUGGGACGAGGGGACAGCCACUGGGUGUCACUUUAAGAGUGCAUCUGGCCGGGAGCCCUGACCCGCCUCCGGGCACGGCGUCAGCGGCUCUUCUCCGCUGCACAGAUGAGUUUCUAUUUCCCCGUCGCCUCGCCCCGAUCCGCGGCACGGGCACAAUGGCAUUACCCAUGUCUCAGAAGCUGGAGGAGAAGCUGGUGUGCUCCAUCUGCCUGGAGCUGUUCAGGGUGCCCGUGACCUUGCCCUGCGGCCACAACUUCUGCAAGCGCUGCAUCGGCGACCACUGGGACAAACAAAAGCAGGCGCCCGCCGGGACCGACGCGAGCUACACCUGCCCCGAGUGCCGCCGGGGCUUCGAGCAGUGCCCGGAGCUGGAGAAAAAUGUCACUCUGUGCAGCGUGGUGGAGCUGGCACGGGACAGCGAGGCGCGGGGCUCGGCCGCGGGCCGGUGCGAGGUGGCCCCUGGCGAGCUGUGCCCGCAGCACGGGCGCCCGCUGGAGCUGUACUGCCAGGACGAGCGGCGCUGCAUCUGCUGUGUCUGCACCGUCCGGCACUGCCAGCAGCACCGGAGGGUGCUCUUCGAGGAGGAGAGAGCAAAAAAACAGAACUUUUUGAAAGAAUCCCUGGAAAAAGCCCAGGAGGAAUCAGAGAGGAUUGAGCUGGAAAUGAARGAGCUGGAGGAGCAAACACAGAGCAUCAAGGACUCCUCUGAGGAGCUCAAAGCUGGGAUUCAGAGCAAAGUCACCCAUCUGAGGAAAGCUCUGGAGGAUUUCCAGUUUCGCACUGUGGCCAUGAUUGAACAAGAGCAGGUGGCAGCACUGGAGCGUGUGGGGGAGAACUGGAGCCUCCUGAAGGACCACCUGGAUGCCCUUGGCCAACACAGGGAGAGAGCUCAGAGCCUGCUGGCCUGCCCUGACCACAGGACCUUCCUCCAGGAGUUCCCGCUGCUCCCACCUCUGGAGAGCCCUGGGGUGCUGAUGCCUGUGCAGUUUGAUGUGGCUGCUGUGAUCAAGCCCAUGUCUGACAUCCUCACCGACAUCUCCCGGCUGCUGCUGGAGGAUCUGCCUGGCUCUGUGGCCGCCAAAGCCCCUGACCCCACUGGCCAAGGCCCGGUGCAGCCCCAGGAACCAGUGGUGAAGGCUGUGGCCCCUCUGCCCAAGUGCCAGCUCCGAGCUGAGCUUCUGAAAGACCACCGCAACCUGACCUUCAACGCUGACACAGCCAACAAGUACCUGAAGCUGUCCAGAGGWGCCCAAAAAGUCAAGCACGGCACCRGUGCCGUGCACGGGCAGGAGCGGGGCCCUCGCUUCGAGCCCUGGCAGGUGCUGUGCACGCAGAGCUACGGCCCCCCCGGCCACCACUACUGGGAGGUGAAGAUCUCCAGCCACUCCGUGGUCCUGGGGGUCACCUACCGAGGGCUCCCGCGGGGGCAGCAGCAGGGCCACGGCUUCAACAUCGGCCUGGACGGGGGCUCGUGGGGGCUGCAGGUGCGCGAGGAUUGUUACCUGGCCUGGCACGAGGGCCGCGCCGAGAAAAUCCGGGAGCAGCUCUACACCAGCCUGGGGGUCAGCCUGGAUUAUGGCAAGGGGCUCCUCUCCUUCUACGGCCUUGGGGAGAGGACACAGCUCAUCCACUCCUUCCAUGGGAUCUUCACUGAGCCCCUGUACCCCGUGUUCUGGCUGUGUGAGGGGCGAGUGGUGACGCUGUGCCAGAGGGACUGAGCCACAGUGCCAGGCUGGCAAGUGCCAGGCUGGUGCCACCAGAGCUGCAGCUGGGGGCUGGUACAGUUUGAGUGAAACCUCGAUGCUGAGGCAGGCGUGGGGUGCAGUGUUUUAACAGGAGCUGAUGAGGGCAGACAUGCAAAUUAACCCGUUUGAUUUGCAUAUGCAAAUAUAACACUAGGGACACACGGCAAGGCUGGAGCUCACAGUGCGGGCACAUGUGGGUGCUUAUCCGGCAGGCAGAGUGAGGGAAGGGGGAGAAGAAGGGUAAAAAAAAUCAGGUUUUUGUCUUUCUCCUAUCCCUGCCAAACCUCCCMAGCCUGGAGAAGGUUUGGGAUGAGAGGGACCCCGGAGGGAGGUGCUGCUGCCACAGGGUGCUCUGGAGCAACUUUUAGGGAGCCCUGUACUCCCACAGCCUCACCUGCAGGCUGGUCCUGCUCCCCCUGCCCCUCCCAGUCCCCUCUUGCCUCUCUCAGACAUGGCAGAACAACUUCUCAGGGUUCUGUGCUGCAGUUUUUUGUACAAUGCUGCUUUUCCCAAUAAAGCUCUAUUUUCCUACUGCUUUGACCUUGCUGCUGGUGGGAGAUGUGGGACCAAGCAGCUCUGGGGGAGGGCAGAGCUGGGUACUCCUUCUCUCACACCCAUCCUGCCGGGUCCCAUCCUGUCCCUCCGUGUCCCCAUGGGGCUGGUGACCAGCUCUCAGAGUGACCGGCUGGCAGCAGAGCCACACGGUGCUUUAUCUACCAGRGCACUGUGAUAAGGAAACCUGGCUUCCGGUACUGCUCUGCUCCAAGGUUGAUCUGGCACAGAAGAAAAUCUAAAGUUUUCAUUGAUGUUUUUCCAAGGUUGAGAGMAUAGGUCUGACGUCUCCUCCUGCUCCCGUGGGAACGCUGGUGAGGAUUAAUGGGGUGAAACUGGGCACUGGGUUCAGAGGUGCUGGGGAUAUGAAUGCCUGGGGAAUGAAUCACAUUAUUUUUUCCUUCGGGGACAAAAAGUUUGAAAGGAUCAAUCCCUUCCUUCAAGAACAGAUGUGAUUUGUCUUGUUGUGCUUCCUCCUUCACUCCACACCUCCCCGCUCCUCCCCGCCCUGUCCU